This is a messenger RNA of Apus apus (common swift), 13545 nucleotides long. RefSeq names its product bassoon presynaptic cytomatrix protein (gene BSN). The record is from RefSeq and is a predicted model, not a curated record. Gene Ontology annotation, biological process: protein localization to synapse; presynaptic active zone assembly. Gene Ontology annotation, cellular component: glutamatergic synapse; GABA-ergic synapse; cytoskeleton of presynaptic active zone. Lineage: Eukaryota; Metazoa; Chordata; Aves; Apodiformes; Apodidae. Gene Ontology annotation, molecular function: metal ion binding; structural constituent of presynaptic active zone.
GCUGCCGCCGCCCCCGCCAGCAAGCCGCCUUCAGCACCGGGCGGCGGCGGACAGCUCCCGGGCAGCGCGCACGGGCCCAGCACGCCGAGGAGACCGGAGCAGCUGGACCAGGCGCCUGCCCAGCGCUCGGCAUCCCCCUCCCUGGCACAGCCUGCGUCCCGGUCCCCGAGCCCCCGGGAGAUGAGGGGCCGAGGCCAGCCUGGCCCGCCGGCAGAGGGGCAGCGGAGGAUGCUGCAGGUGGACAGCAGGACCCAGGGCCCGGGGAGGUCCCCCUCGGCCUCGCCGGACCGGGCCAGCACCCCCACCUCUCCCUACUCGCUGCCGCAGAUCGCCCCGCUCCCCAGCAGCACCCUCUGCCCCAUCUGCAAGACGACGGAGCUCACCUCCUCCCCUGGCCAGCCCAACUUCAACGCCUGCACCCAGUGUCACAGCAAAGUCUGCAACCAGUGUGGCUUCAACCCCAACCCGCAUCUCACCCAGGUGAAGGAAUGGUUGUGCUUGAACUGCCAGAUGCAGCGGGCGCUGGGGAUGGACAUGACCACUGCUCCUCGCUCCAAGAGCCAGCAGCAGCUGCACUCUCCUUCGCCGUCCCCCUCCCAGUCCCCGGCCAAGCACCCGCCGCCCCCGGCAGUGGAUAAGUCCCCCCCAGCCCCCCGUGCCCCGCAGCCUGAGCCACCCAAGCCUCACCCCACCACGCCGCAGAGGGAACCGCACGGCCAAGGCCAGCCAAAACCUCCGGAGGCAGCCAGGUCCUCCCCGCAGCAUCAGCAAGCCAAGCCUUCUUCCUCCGAGCAGAGAAAGACAACAGGAGACACGGGGGUGAAGCCUGCUGCCCCGGCCCCUGGGCCUGGAGCCCAAGAGCAGCCCCAGGAGGGUCUCACAGGGAAGAUCUUUGGCUUUGGGGCAUCCCUCCUGACCCAGGCGAGCACGCUCAUGUCUGUCCAGCCAGAGGCCUCCCCUCCCAGCCAGCCCUCUCCUGGCAAAGUGCCUCCAAAAAUAGUCUUCAGCGAUGCCAGCAAAGAAGCUGGUCCCAAAGCCCCAGGGGCGCAGGGCCGGGCCGGUGCCGCCCCGGCAGCCAAGGCAGCCAAGCCAGAGCAGGGGGUCAAGCCAAAGGAAGUGCCGAAAGCAAAGGUCCUGUGCCCCCUGUGCAAGGCGGAGAUCAACGUGGGCUCCAGUGAGCCCCCCAACUACAACAGCUGCACCACCUGCCACCAGCAGGUCUGCAACAUGUGCGGCUUCAACCCCACGCCUCACCUGGUGGAGAAAAACGAAUGGCUGUGCUUGAACUGCCAAACUCAGCGGCUGCUCGAAGGCAGCCUCGGCGACCCUGCCCCGAUGCCGCUGCCCGCCCCAAAGCAGCCGCCCCCCGGCUCCCCGCGGCACCAGCCCCCGCCCGCAGCUCCGCAGCCCCGAGCGCCCGCGCCGGCACCCGCACCGGCACCCGCACCGCCGCCGGCAGCCCCGCAGCAGCAGCAGAGCCCCCCCUCGCCUGCCAGGAGCCUGCGGGCUGCUGAGCAGAGCCGCACCCCCAGCCCUGCCCCGGCGGAGAAGAAGCCCCCGGUGCCAGCAGAAGAAAAGCCGCUGCCCAAAGCUGCCCCGAAGCCUUCCAGAGCUCCUGAGAGCACCGUGCUGAAGGGUAAGAGUGUGACCCCCAAACCAGAGGAGGAGAGCAAGGAGAGCCGGGCACCCCCCGAGGCACCUCGGGCGAAGGAGCAGGAGGAUGGGAGCAAGCCUUACCUCCCGGACCUGUCCCGCAGCCCCCAGAGCCUGAGCGACACUGGCUACUCCUCUGAUGGCAUCUCCAGCUCACAGAGUGAGAUCACUGGCCUGGUGCAGCAGGAGGAGGAGAAGCUGAGUGGCACUGGGCUGGCUGGGCAGAGCCCCCCCAGCCCCUCUGAGCUCACCAAGCUGGAGAGCAGCAUGCGGCCCCUCCUGGAAGGCCGGGGUGCCCCACCAGAGACCACUGAGCGUGGCAAGGGUGGCCCAGAGUCACGGGAGGAGCAGCGGCAGCGACAGCGGCCACGGUACCUCUCCAUCACCCCUGAAGCCUUCGACUCAGAUGAGGAGCUAGAGGACAUCCUAGAGGAGGAUGAGGACUCACUGGAAUGGGAGAACCAGCGGGAGCGGCGAGAGAGCGCGGAGUCUUCGGAUGAGUUUGGCAGCAAGCUGCGGCACGACUACGUGGAAGACAGCAGUGAGGGGGGCUUCUCCCCGGUGCCCCCCCAGCCCAAGGGCCGGGAGGCAGAGGUGAGUGAUGAGGAGUUCAUGCGAAGGCAGAUCCUGGAGAUGAGCGCAGAGGAGGACAACCUCGAGGAGGAGGAGGAGGGCUACGGGCGCACCAAGUAUGGUGGCCCCAAAGCUGGGCAGAAGGCCGAGGUGGAGAAGGGCAAAGAACCAGCGUCAGCCAAACGGCGCCUGCCACACGGCCCUGGCAGCCUGUACAAGGAGGAGAGGAAGGAGGUAGAGGCGGCAGAGGGCGAGGACUUGAGCACAACCCAGGGGGGCCUGCGGCGCUUCAAGACCAUUGAGCUGAACAGCACAACUGGCUAUGGGCGGGAGAUGGAGAUGGGCCAGGAGGCAGACACCAGCCUGGACAGGGAGCCUGAACUGGAGAUGGAGAGCCUGACAGGCUCCCCCGAGGAGCGCUCCCGGGGUGAGUACUCCUCCACCCUGCCAGCCACGACACCCAGCUACACCUCGGGCACCUCGCCCACCUCCAUCUCCUCCCUAGAGGAGGACAGCGACAGUAGCCCCAGCCGCCGGCAACGGCUGGAAGAGGUGAAGCAGCAGAGGAAGGCUCGCCACCGCUCACAUGGCCCCUUGCUUCCCACCAUUGAGGACUCGUCUGAGGAGGAGGAGCUGCGAGAGGAAGAGGAGCUGCUGCGGGAGCAGGAGAAGAUGCGGGAGGUGGAGCAGCAGCGCAUCCGGAGCACAGCACGCAAGACCAAGCGCGACAAGGAGGAGCUGAGGGCCCAGAGAAGGAGGGAACGCUCCAAAACCCCCCCCAGCAACCUCUCUCCCAUCGAGGAUGCCUCCCCUACUGAGGAGCUGCGGCAGGCAGCAGAGAUGGAGGAGCUGCACCGCUCCUCCUGCUCUGAGUACUCACCCUCCAUCGACUCCGAGGCUGAGAGCUUUGACGCUGUGACCUCCAAGCUGUACAAGUCAGGCAGUGAGUACAACCUGCCCACUUUCAUGUCACUGUACUCCCCAACAGAGAAGGGGGAAAGUGGGAGCCAGCCUGCCAGCAAGCCUCUCAAGAGCGCUGAGGAAGCCUAUGAGGAGAUGAUGAGGAAGGCAGAGAUGAUGCAGAAGCAGCAGGUCCAGCAGGCCCAGCCAGCUGUUUCCUACGGCAGCACCUACCAGCAGGUCGGCUACCGUGGCACCGAGAGCCAGAAUGGCUUUGAAUUCCAGUACACCGAGGAGUACCAGUACGAUGGUGCCCCCAUGCGCCCCUCCCAGCCCAGCUAUCCGAGCACCCUGACGAAGGCAGGAGCAGUGUACCAGGAGAUCCUGCAGACCUCCCAGAGCAUCUCUAGGAUGCACCGGUCCUCCUCCUUUGACCUGGCCCUCGAGCAGGGGGAGAAGGCAAAGGGGCAGGUGGAGGCAUACCAGGAGAAGCACUUCCUCAACGCCGAGAGCGCCUAUGCUGACCUGAUGAAGCAGAAUGGUGGCCCACUCACCCCUGGCACCAGCCCCACACAGCUCUCCGCUCCUGUCUCCUUUGCCACCUCCGACAGCAGGACAGGCAAGGUCAUUCCUGACGUCCGGGUCACCCAGCAUUUUGCAAAAGAGGGGCAAGACCUGGCCAAGAGCACCCCAGCAGCGCCCAGCCUGGCAUCCAAGGCUGUCACCACUCCUUACACCUACAGCAAAGACAGCAAAGGUGCCAUCACGGUGACAACAGAGGCGGGUGGCCCCGGGAGCAUGGCACGGAGCUACAGCUCCCCAGCCCCAGAUGCCCCAUCAGUAGGCAGCAGAAGCUACAGUCCAGCAAAGAGCACCAUCAGCUACGGCUCACAGACAGAGGACAUCAGCAGAAGCAAGGCAGUGGUGGAGAUCAGUGUGCAGACAGCCAGGGAGAAGGUCCCAGCUGUGAGCGACAGCAAGCCCCCGCUGCCCAAAACAUACCCCUUCUUCAAGAGCUCCAGCCCUCCACUCUCGCCCACCUCCCCAACACAGAGUCCCACCCAAACAGCAAAGGCCACAGCAGAAUUUUCCACACAGACGCAGAGCCCCCUCCUCCCUUAUGAGGGUCCCACCACUGGCGCCUCUUCCCCCAUGGUGGCACAGGGGACGCAGACACCGCACCGGGCAGGCUCACAGCGCCUGACCCGGCAGCCCUCCUCGCAGGAUGCCCCUUUCAUGCUGAUCACGCUGGCAGCCGAUGCAGCCAGCCAGACCAAGCCGGUCAGCUCCAGCUCCCCGACAUCCCCCACCUCGUCCCCCACCCGGCCCAGCCAGCAGCUGCUAGCGCACGGCUACAGCCAAGUGCCAGAGCCAGAGCAGCCACCAGGCACCUACAUCAGGGCACAGCCGGUGAAGGAGCACACCCAGAAGGCACCCGCCGUGACUUCAGCUGCUGACAGCAUCGCAGGGCUGUACAGCUGGGGAGCACUCCCCGCAGAAAACAUCUCCCUCUGCCGCAUCUCCUCCAUCCCUGGCACAUCCCGAGUGGAGCCGGGGCCCAAGGCGCCAAGCACUAAUGCCGUGGACUUACGGACAGCGCUGAAGUCCGCCCCCAUCAUCAUAACAGACCAAGGCAUGGAUCUCACCUCCUUGGCUACCGAAGCCAGGAAGUACUGCCUGACCUUGGACCACAUCCCAAGCCGGCAGUCCACAGCCAUCCAGCCCUUGAUCAUCAACCUCAAUGCCCAGGAGCAGCCCCAUGCCAUCAUUGCGGCAGCCAGCACUGCUGGCCUGGCCAUCGCCUCCCCCAUGCUCCUCUCACAGGCCAAGCAGCCCGUGGUCUAUGGAGACCCUUUCCAAAGCCGGGUGGACUUUGGGCAAGGUACUGGGAGCCCAGUGUGCUUGGCACAGGUAAAGCAAGUGGAGCAGGGUGUCCAGACAGCUGCUGUGAGAGCCAGUGGGGCAUCCAGUGGCAAGCCUGAGCCUGCCCCCCUGCCCCAAGCCAAGUUUGCGAGGUAUGGCGUGCCAGGCCAGAUGGUGAAGAAGGACAUGCUCAUCUCACAGACUGGGGGGGCACAGAACAUUGGUGGUCUCCCACAGACCUUCCCACCAGAGCCAGGCUCGGAGCUGUACCGGGCAGUGCCAGUGGAGCUGAAGAGCCAGAGCCCUCUCCUUGCCCUGGGUGGCAAGAAGUCCCAGGUGAUGAUGGUGCAGAUGGAGGAGGCAGCUGGCCCAGUGACCAAAGUGCUGAAGGAGGAGCCACCACCCAAUGUGCUGGACCUCACAGGUGUGAAGCCAGAGAGCCAGGUGGCCUGCUGUGACGUGGUCUACAAGUUCCCCUUUGGUGGUAGCUGCACCGGCACUUUCAACCCCACCUCCAAAAUGCCAGAGAAGAAAGCCGGGGAGGCAGCAGCACCUGGCCGGAAACCCAGUGGGCCCCUCUACAGCAGCAGAGAGCCAGAGCUGCCAGAGACCUUCCCUUACCAGGAGCAGCCAGCCCCAGCACCCUCGCUCUAUGAGGAGCAGAAGUUUUACCCCACUGGCACCUUUGGCCGCCUCUACUCCUCCAUGUCAGACACAAACCUCUCUGAAAUUGGGAUGAGCUACUACCCCAUGAAGGGGGAUCAGCCCUUCCACUCCCCAGCGGGUGAUGCCGCCGUGGACCUCAGCACCAUGAAGCACUCCUACAGUGUGGGCUUUGCUGAGGGGGGUUACCUGGGCCAGGGACUGCAGUAUGGCUCCUUCUCUGACCUCCGCCAGCCAGCAGAGCUGCUGGGCCACCCACUCCCCAUGCGGAGGUACAGCUCAGUCUCCAACAUCUACUCUGACUACCGCUUCUCACCUCGAGGGGACCUGACCAGCUUCCAGGAGUCUAGCCUGGCCCACUACAGUGCCACCACAGCGCGUGAGAUCAGCCGCAUGUGUGCUGCCCUCAACUCUAUGGACCAGUACGGGGGCCGGCACACCAACGGUCCUGACCUGCUGUCCUACGGCCCCAGCUCCGGGCCAGGAGGUGCAGGGGGAGUGGCGGCUCAGCAGCAAGGCCCUGCCCCCCCCAAACCCAGUGGGAUGUACAACCCCACCUUCCCUGAGGGGCGGCAGGGCUUGGGCAGCCUAGCACAGUACAAUGUCCCCGGAGUCCGCCUGGGGACUGUCCGGCAGAUGUUCCCAUCCACCGCCACGGUGCGGGCCGCUGAUGGCAUGAUCUACUCCACCAUCAACACGCCCAUUGCUUCCACACUGCCCAUCACCACCCAGCCAGCCUCAGUGCUGCGGCCCAUGCUGCGCGGCCUCUACAGACCCUACGGUCCGGGUGGUGUGGCGGCCGUCCCACUGGCCAGCCUGGCCAGGCUGCCAGUUGUCACUCCCCGUGUCCCACUGGCAGCACAGGGCCUCUACCGCUACCCAGCCCCCGGCCGGCCAGCCCCAGCGGCCUCACUGAUGGAGACACCGGUCUACCUGGGCAAGGCCGUCAGCACGGCACCUGCAGCAGUGGGCACUGCUCCUGCUCCCAAAGCCUCUGCUACCCCCACUGCCCCCACAGGUGGCUUGCAGCGAGCGGAGCCAGCGGGAGCCGCUCCCCGAGCUGAGGGUCCGGCAGCACCGGCAGCACCAGCAGCCAGCAAGGAGGGUGGGCAGGCAGCCGUGGUGCCCAAGCCAGUGCCAGACGGGGCUCAGCGGGAGGAGCGGGAGCGGGAGGAGGAACGGCAGCGCAAGCAGCAGGAGCACGUGCUGCAGCUGGAGCGGGAGCGCGUGGAGCUGGAGAAGCUGCGGCAGCUGCGGCUGCAGGAGGAACUGGAGCGGGAGCGUGCAGAGCUGCAGCGGCACCGGGAGAAGGAGCAGCUGCUGGUGCAGCGGGAGCUGCAAGAGCUACAAUGCAUCAAGCAGCAGGUGCUGCAGCAGCAGCAGGAGGAGCGGCAUGCACAGCUGGCACUGCAGCGGGAGCAGCUUGCCCAGCAGCGCCUGCAGCUUGAGCACAUCCACCAACUCCAGCACCAGCUGCAGCAACAGCUGGAGGAGCAGAAGCGACAGAAGAGCACCUUCCCCGAGCCCACUGCCCAACCACCCGAGGGGCCUGCUGAGGUGCCACGGGGACCACCGCGCAAUGGGCAGGCCUGGCCCCCACAGAGCCAGGGACCGCCAGAGGGGCCUCCUGGCUCCCGGUACCCCACACCACAGCGUCCACUCAGCAGCUCAGCCUCCGACAUGUCACUGCAAGUUGAGGAGCCCUGGGAGCCCAGCCGAGGCAUCAAGAAGAGGAACUCGAUGCCACGGCUGCGGGACGCCUAUGAGAAGGAGGUGACGCGGGAGGCCAUUGCAGCAAGGAAGAUGGCAGACAGCAGCGUGCAGACGGAUGAGGAGGACGGUGAGGAGCGGUACCUGCUGUCGCGGCGGCGGCGGACGCGGCGCAGCGCUGACUGCAGCGUGCAGACAGAUGAGGAGGACAGCGGGGAGUGGGAGCAGCCCGUGCGCCGCCGGCGCUCUCGGCCCUCCCGGCACGCUGAGGCUGGCGCUGAAGGCAAGGCAGAGGGGACGGCCCGUGCCAUGGCCAGCGUGGGCAUCCAGACCAUCAGCGACUGCUCAGUGCAGACAGAGCCUGACCAGCUCCUCCGCGUGUCCCCUUCCAUCCACAUCACCACCCACGACCCCCGGGUGGAGAUCGUCAAGUACAUCUCAGCCCCAGAGAAGACGCAGAGGGGUGAGAGCUUGGCCUGCCAGACAGAGCCAGAGCCAGCCCCCCAGCCUGGUAUCGUGGUCCCCCAGCUGACAGUGCCCACCACCAUUACACCCUACUCCACCAACAUCCAGAUGGUGAGCACGGGCCCCCUGGACCCUCAUGCUGUCCGGCAGCAGACCCUGGGCAAGUUCGAGAAGAAGAAACCGGAUCCCCUGGAAAUUGGCUACCAGUCCCAUCUGCCAGCUGAGUCCCUCUCGCAGCUGGUGACCCGCCAGCCACCCCGCUCUCCCCAGGUCCUCUACUCACCCGUCUCUCCCCUCUCCCCCCAUCGCCUCUUGGAGUCCUCCUUUGCCACCAGCGAGCGGCUGAACAAGGCUCACGUCCCCCCACAGAAGCACUUCACCACAGACUCAGCCCAGCGCCAUCAGACACUGCCGCGCCCCAUCAAGACCAUGCAGCGCUCCCUCUCCGACCCCAAGCCCAUCAGCCCCACCGCUGAGGAGGCUGGCAAAGACAGGUUCUCCCUCUACCAGCACCCGCUGCUUCCCGGCACCCAGGUGGGGGCACUGCAGUCGAGCCCGCUGGCGCGCAAGGUAAAGCGGACACUGCCCAGCCCACCGCCUGAGGAACCCCACGUCCCCCUAGCCAGCCCAGCCACCUCCCAGCUCUACCUGAGCAGCCUGGCCACCAAGACCACCGCGCCAGUCACCAAGGCCAGCCUGCUGAAGGAGCUGGACCGUGACCUGAAGUUGGUGGAGCAUGAGGCCACCAAGCUGCGGAAGAAGCAGGCAGAGCUGGAUGAGGAGGAGAAGGAGAUCGAUGCCAAGUUGAAGUACCUGGAACUGGGCAUCACCCAGCGCAAGGAGUCACUGCUGAAGGAGCGGGGCCACCCCUACCUGCGCUGCCCUGGGGACCGCCGCGACUACCUGUCCGACAGCGAGCUGCACAGCCUGCGCCUCGCCACCUACGAGGGAGCUGGCCUGCACCCCACGCCUGCUGGGCAGUACCCUGACUUUGCCACUGCCACCGCCGCCUCCUACGGCGCCUACCCCUACCCAGCCCCACCGGGCCCCACCGCCUUCCCACCAGCACGCCUGCAGCCCCCCCAGUACCCUGCAGCCAGCACGACUCAGGAUGGCUUGCCGGCAGCCCCGCUGUCUGCCUUCACCUCACCUGGCACCUUCGCAGCCCCCAGCACUGCAUACCCGGACCUGGGCACCCCAGGCCAGCCAGGCUUCCGGCCCCAAAACCCCUACCAAGCCCCCAUUACCUUCACUGGGGUGGCCAGUGUGCCAGCAGCACAGCCCACCCUCUUCCAGACCCCAGCAGACGUAGCUGGCGGGCACCAGAAGCCACGGCAGACCUCGCUGGCUGACCUGGAGCAGAAGAUCCCCACCAACUACGAGGUCAUCAGUUCAGCCACCAGCUCCUCCACCAUUCCUGAUGUCACCUUCAGUGCCACAACAGCAACCAGUGGCUACGAGCAGUACAAGGCGCCCGAGGCCCGGCCAGCCGAGAGAGCCGGUGCAGCACAGGGCCCCUCAGCUAGCUUCUCCUCCGAGUCCCUCUACACCAACCUGGAGCAGAACAUCCCCCGUAACUACGUGAUGAUUGAGGACAUCAGCGAGCUCACCAAGGAGAGCCCGGUAGUGGAGGGGCAGAAAUCGGAGCCGGCAGGCACAGGCACUGACAUUCGCCACGGCAGAGAGAAAAGCGACCUGGGGGAUGCUGAGGGCUCCAGCAGGCCCUGCUGCUACACCAAAGCUGAGGAGGAGUCUGAGGAAGACAUCUAUGACCACCAUGGCUCUGACUAUCGAGGAAAGAACAGCUACCACCGGGGCAUGGAAAGCAAUGGCAGGGUGUCAGGGAGCUCCACCGGCUCAUCCUACUACUAUGGGGAUAGUGACUACCGGCACUCCUCACGGGCAGACAAGCAUGGCUCUGGCGUGGCACUGCCAAAGCAUUCCUCCAAGAAUCUGGCACCUGCCGUUGUCUCCUCAAAGCGCAGCAAGCACAGGAAGCAGGGCAUGGAGCAGAAGAUCUCCAAGUUCUCCCCAAUUGAAGAAGCCAAAGAUGUGGAGUCGGACCUGGCCUCCUAUGCAGUGACAACCUCAGUUGGCAGCAGCAAUGUGGCUUCCAGGGCCAAGAAGCUGCAGGAUGAGAUCACGUAUGGCCUGAAGAAGAAUGUCUACGAGCAGCAGAAGUACUAUGGUGUUUCCAGCCGGGAUCUGGUGGACGAGGAAGAGCGGGUCUACUCCACAAGCAGCAGGACCCGCUCCUCUGUCUAUGGGGUGGAAAAGUCCUCUGGCCGGGAGGUGGGCGGCCGGAGCAAGUCCUACGAGCGGGAGGUUAUAGAGCGCUCCCAGAAAGGCAGUUCCAAGCCCUCAUCCCUUGGCAUGAGCCAGAGCCGUGGGCGAGCUCCCAUCCGCACACAGCCCUCGGAGGAGGAGAGCCCUGUCAGCCCCCUGGGGAAGGUGGUGGGAGGGACGCGCGCUGUGGGGGGGCCUGGCCCUCAGUCGGCGGGGGACCCCUGCUCACAGUUCUGCUCCAGCCACUCGUUGCCUGAUGUGCAAGAGCACAUCAAAGACGUGCCAAGGAGUCACUCGUACAAGCACGAGGAGGGCUACGGCAUGGACGAUGCCCAUUGCGUUGUCUCGGACAGUGAAGCCUAUCAUUUGGGUCAGGAGGAGACAGACUGGUUUGAUAAGCCCAGGGAGGCACGGGCGGAGAGGGUCAGGCACUACGGUGGCCACUCUUCCUCGCAGAAGAGACCCCCAGUUAAGCACACCUAUCAUGACUACGACGAGCCCCCCGAUGAGGACCCGUGGCAGCACGAUGACUACCCCCAGCACCGCGAGCACCGGCACCACGGGGAGUAUGGGCGCCACACUGGCACCUCCCGGCACGCUGGUGACGAGCCCCCACGUCGCUCAUCCAAGCAGCACCCACGGGAGUCCAGCCGCCACGAGUCCCGCAGCCAUGGGCCACCGGCCACUUCCAAAAAGGCACAACAGCCCGAGCCCCGAGCACCCUAUGGACCCAGCUCCUCGGAAUACACCCCAUCGUCCCGCUCCGCUGCUCACCACCAUGGUGCUGAGCCCCCCAAGACACAGAAGCCCACCCAGCCUCAUGGGUCGGCCACCCCUGCGCCGAAGCCAGAGCCCCUUGCACACCCGCAGCAGCCGGCAGGCAGGCAGCAGCAGGCAGGGCAGCAGGCAGCGCGGCAGCAGCCGGCAGCACGGCAGACUGUGCAGCCGGCGGGCUCAGCACAGCCUGAGGCCAGGGGCAGGGCACAGGGACCCCCAUCGUCCCGGCCACCACAGCAGCAGCCAGGGCCAGCUCAGGCAGCAGGGAAGGCACCGGCCAUGCACCAUGCGCAGCCAGGCGGGCACCCAACACCGGUGCCAAAAGCAGAGCAGACGGACACACCCAAACCCACAGUGAAAGUGCCACAGCAGCCGGGGAGAGCGCCAUCGGCACAGCCUCUGGGAGCAGCAGCAGACAGCAAGGCUGGUCCAAAAGUGGCUGGGCCGCGUGGUCCUGCUGGCCCAGCCACAGGACAGCCCGGAGCAGAAGGAGAGAGUGUUUUCUCCAAAAUCCUGCCGGGGGGGGCAGCGGAACAAGCAGGCAAACUGACUGAAGCGGUGUCGGCUUUUGGCAAGAAGUUCACUUCGUUCUGGUGAGAGAACGGCACAAGGAGUUUGGGAAGCGAAUGGAGAUUGAGUUGUUGCAGUGGAAAAACCUAUGAAGAACCCAGUGAAUUUAGCACACGGCGCUGGACUCUGGGUAUAACGCUUUUGAAAGUAGGGCGAUCCCUGGAUGCUGGACCAAACAGCGGCCGAGCGGGGCCCAGCGGAUGCCCUGGGGUGGACGAGCAGCUCCAGCAUGGCAGGCGGCAAGCCCUGGCACUGGAUGGGCAGACGGACCCUCUGCCCCUGUGGCUGCCCCAAGUGAAUGGGCCUGAUCCAGACCAUUGGGUCAGGCCCCGUAGGUGGGCCAUGGCCCUUUCUUAAGAUUAUACGCAGAGUUGCUCCCUCUGAACCCCAGCUCUAGCCUCUUCAUAGGUUUUUCCCCUCACAAGCCGAGGGCUGGGCGCUGUGGGCGCCGCUUCCUCCUUCCCAACCCUGCCUGCCCCACUGGGGUCAUCCCCGCACCCCUGCACUGCGGCCUGCUCCUGGCCCCACUGGGGAGCCCCCGCAGCGCCUCAGCUAGGACCUAACACUGUUUUCACUACCGAACUACGAGGCCAUAGGACUCUGACAGGCAGCGCGGCGUCCCGGCACGUGGCGCCGCCCCGAAGCCAUUGGAAGCAUCGACAGGGCCGCGCUGGCCCUCGCCACACAGCCAGCGCACCCGCCGCCGGGCACCCCUUUUCUUUCAAGAACAGCCUUAAUCAUCCCACUUUGAUUUCUGUGUAUACCUCAUCCACACCAGGGGGGGGCACGGGGCAUCGUCAGGGGGGAGGAGUGUCCUUUUUUCUCAGUUUCUCUGGGUUCAUUUUAUUUUGAGUUGGGGUUUUUGGUUUUGGGUUUUUUUUAAACUUUAUACCAAAUCCUCUUCCCUCUUUGCUUUGUGCGAUGAGUUAGCACACGGGCUGUCGUCUGUAGAAGCAAUAGAGUGCAGGAGGCUACAAAAGAGCACAAAUCCCAUGGAACAAGAUCAGGAGAGCUUUGCCUCUGGCAGUAUCCUUCCUCUUACUGUGCAAUCCAAGUCCUUCUCAAGCCAUUUCGUGGGGACACGGGGACGGCUGGCGUGGCAGCUGGUGGCCAAAGCCCGCUCGCCCUGCCAGGAGGGGAUUCCCGGGGAGGGGGAGGCAGACCAAGGAGGGGGCUUGCCAGCAUACGGCCCACACCCCGCCGCCUCCCCACACCGGUGGCACCCCCCCAGUGUCCCCCGCGGCAGGCGGCAGCCGCCCUCUCGCCCGCCUGAUGUUCUAUGCAACGAAAUAACACGACUCCAGAACAAGACCUGUGAAUAGCUACUCGGUUCAAUGUUGCACCUAAGGGUUUCAUCGCAAUGCCUGCCGCCGAGCGACCCCGUAAUUCCUCUUUAUCGACCACCCGUGCGUAUGAAUUCAUGGCAUGUUCGACCCACGGAGGGCCACUUUGCCAAAGGGCAGCCCUAGCGCCCAUGACCAUCUGUCUCGUCGUAGAGCAUGGCUUGCUACUUCUCUGCACGGUUCCACCCACCUUUCAGUGCUUGCCGUUCUUUGCCUGGACUUUCUUUUUUUCUUUUCCAUCGGUCCAUUGCUGUACUGAAAGCUCUGAGCAGAUUUAUGCACUUGUUAUUGGGGACCUGGUCACCGUGGGACACCUAUGCCCCAUGGCAGGUCCCUCACCAGGGGCUCUGCCUGUGCCCAAGGCUGGGGGAGAGGCCGACAGCUGUGGGACAGGGGGAAACGCAGCACAGAGGAGACCCCUGGCCCUACGCACACCUGCUCCCUCUCCCUGCCGAUGACAAGUGCGUAGCCUGAGGGUGCCUCCUCCCGGCCCCCGCCGCUCCUUGUGCUGUAAAUACUUGUACAGUGUGUAAAUCACAUGCGGGAUCAAGACCUCCGCCAGGGCCUGUCUCGCCACCCGAGCACAUUUGCCACCUCGCCUUCGCACCCCCAGGGAUGUGUAGCCCACCCCGCCAGGGCCCCACCCAAACCGCACCAGUCUGCCGGGAGGGGUGGGGGGACAGUGGGUGCGGAGACGAAGGGCUGAGCGCGGCCAGGCGCCAUUUCCAGCGGUCAGUGCGGU